GGAGACUUUUAAAACAAAAAAUAAAUUUGGGAGGGAAGGCUGCAAACGGAAAAAGAUCAGAUGGAGAAGCAGUGUUGGCGAACUUCGCCGGCGCAUCGCUCACUACAUCAAGACAUCUAAUUUCAAGCUGAUAAAAGAUCCGAAGAAAAAUGUGUUGAGUGAUGCUUCUUGGGAGGAUAGUUCCAAAAUAAGGAACUUGAUUCAUGAAUCCUUGCCCCGAAUUAAAAUAAGUAAAGUUAUGAAAGUAGACAACCCAUAUCUUGCUGCAAUGUAUGAGCUAACAAAAGAGGAAUACUCGAGCCGUUAUGGGAUCCGUCAUGUAGAGCUGACGGGCAAGAUGUUUCAUGCAACCCAUCCGAGCAAUGUUGAUUCGAUUGUUGAAGACAACCUGGACUGGCGGAGGGUUGUGAGAUGCAGAUAUGGCAGAGGAACCAGUUUCUCAGGCAUCGCAGACUACGCCAACUGUCAUGCAAAUAGAGGGAACGGAACUAACCGAGCUUUUAUCAUCUGCAAAGUUCUUGAGUAUAGACAUACAAGAGGUACUAGUAGUAUGCUUAUUCCACCAGAAGGAUUUGACACUACAACUGGUGAUGGAGAAGACAAAAUUGCUCGUAUUAUUUGUAGAAGAGCAGUUCAUACAAAACAUUACAACAACACAGCUGCUGCAGCAACAGCAGACAGCGACAGCGGAGAGCACAAGUUCACAUGUACAGAAACCUUAUACUGA
Macrosteles quadrilineatus (aster leafhopper) is the source of this 727-nucleotide messenger RNA. Its product is annotated as protein mono-ADP-ribosyltransferase PARP12-like. The coding region runs from base 239 to 727 and encodes 162 amino acids. The record is from RefSeq and is a predicted model, not a curated record. The transcript is spliced from 5 exons. Lineage: Eukaryota; Metazoa; Arthropoda; Insecta; Hemiptera; Cicadellidae.